Messenger RNA from Folsomia candida, 1858 nucleotides. Its product is annotated as putative ankyrin repeat protein RF_0381. The record is from RefSeq and is a predicted model, not a curated record. The coding region runs from base 427 to 1560 and encodes 377 amino acids. Gene Ontology annotation, molecular function: protein binding. The transcript is spliced from 10 exons. NCBI's taxonomy places the organism in Eukaryota, Metazoa, Arthropoda, Collembola, Entomobryomorpha, Isotomidae.
UUUGUUCACUUGUGUAGCCCUGCUAUCUUUCUUCUUAUCCACCAACACCAUCAAACCCUAACUAGCUAAACCACAUUUUAAAUGAACGUCAUCACUGGAUAAAAGUCAAUCAAGCUACAUAUAUAUACACACCUAGUUGAGCUGUUCGUUGCCUCUCUUAAAAUAUUUAAGCGUCAGUUUGGAUAAUAAUUUAGUUCGACUUGGACUAGUGCAUAACUAAGUAAUUGACUGCAAAUUCCACUUGGAGACAAUGCACAAUAACAUCUGAGCCUUCUUCAUCUGUCUUUAAUAAACGUGGCAAACAUCAGCAAUUAAUUCCAACAUUUUUGUAGACAAGAAUCUUGUCACAAGAUAUAUUUGGUGGGUGCUUCUUACUAAAUUCCCGAUAAGUCGACUUACUCGAGAAAUACCUGUACGCCACGAGAAAUGAUGCGAGGACUUAACAGUUGGCAGCUGAAUGGGAACUACUUGGUGGCCAUACAAUACGGGGAUGUUGAACAAUGUGCUGCCCUGUUAGAAGCUGGAGCUGACGCCGAUCAAACCUUCAAAAUCAACUCGGUCACAAGACCUGCCCUCUGCCUAUCCGUUGAGAGGGGAGCUUACAAUCUCGUUGAACUUCUCUUAAGAAAUGGGGUGGCCGUGAAUCGGCGAGAUUCAAAAGGAUGCACAUCUUUACAUGUGGCCGUGGAAAUGGGGUACGACUCCAUUGUUGAUUUACUUCUUGUAAAUAGAGCAGAUGUAAAUGCUGCGGAUGAUCAGUUGGUCACUCCUUUGCAUAUUGCUGCCAAACGUGGUGCAUUACACACUGUCUCCAGUCUAAUUUCAUAUGGAUGUGAUAUAAAUAAGCAGGAUGAUAAGGGACGAACUGCUUUAAGCUACGCUUGCGAACACGGCCGCAAGCAAGUAAUUCAAGUAUUACUUGCCAAUGGGGCAUUUCCUGAUGAUCUCGAUUCUCUUGGAUACACCCCACUAAUGUGGGGCCUAUUAAGUUCAAAUUUCGAGUAUGAUACAGUACGCCUGCUUCUGGAACAUGGAUCUCGUUUGGACUUGAUGACAGGACAAGGGAAUACACAACUACAGAUUGUCAUUCUCAGCAAUAAUCUCGAGAAAUGGAAAUGUCUCAAACUUUUGCUCAAAUGUGGAUGUGAUGUGAACAAGUGCAAUAAAUUGGGGCAAAGUACAGUGCAUCUUGCCUGCCUUAUGUCGGACAUCGAAUCCCUUCGCAUUCUUAUUCAAGCCAAUGCCAACGUCAAUACGGUUGAUCGACUUGGAAUUUCUCCAUUGAGCCACUGUAUAACAAAUGGUUUUUCUGAGUUUGCUCACCUGCUAAUAGACGGUGGUGCGACGGAAGAUCUGAAUCGCCUUAAUCCACAACUUCAGCGCCUCAAAAGUUCCUUCAGAAAAGAUAUUCAACAACGAUUGAAAAACCCCAAGUCUCUCAUGGAAAUCGCACGAAAAUCUCUGUGUUCCAGUUUGGGACCUUUUACCGAAGAUUGGACAGAGAAAAAUCGGUCAGAGUUACCUCAUAGCCUGAUUCCGUACAUUUUGUACACUGAAUAGCGUUCCCUAAAUUAAGUACUUUCACACCCGAUGAAUUGCAUACCUAAGCCUUUAUGUAUUUAAUAUCAAUUAUUAUUGUAACCAACUCAGGUUAGGUACUUAUUGUUUGUUUUGCUUGCUUGUUUUUCUCUUUCUAGACACAUUUAAUUCUCGUUACGUUCUUUUUUAGCUUGCAAUAUUUAUUUGACGAUGUGCAUUUAAUUAGCCAUAAAUAUAAUUAUACACCAGCAAAUGUUACAUACUAUGUGCGAGUGAAAGCCAGAUCUGUUGAGAAUAAACAAGUAACAUGUUGAUAAAA